GAGUAGAGCAGCACAGUAGCUGCCAGCCAGCCGAGACGGGACAGCAGCAGCCAGAACAACCACAGCUGAGGCUGAGCUGAGCUCUCCCCCCAUCCCUCACUCCCAGAUCGACUGUCCAGUAAAAAGAAGCACACAGAUUCUUUCUUCAUCGGAGUUGGAGGUAGGGGAGAAAACAACAGCGACGCCCGAGAUGUGGUGAAAGAGAGGGCUUGGCUUUGGCAAACAAAGAAAGAAAGAAAGAAAAACAUCACAAGAAAAGCAUGCACAAAGGAGGCGACCAGUAGCCCCCCUGCUCCUGCUCCGCAUCCGCCUCCAAUUAUUCGGGGAGAGAUCAUGGCGGCGGUCAUGGAUUUGGAUCUCAACUGCUCGCCGCCGGAGCCGGAACCGCCAGUCCAGCAGGGCCACCACCGCCUCCAGCGCGCAAUGCUCCGCCAAGAACACACCUUCCGCCACCAGGUGAAGGACCUGCAUCGGAUGUAUUGGUCUCACAACAAUCUCCCGAACGGUAGGCCCUUCUGGGAGCAGCAACCCGGCAAUGUGUUGUAUGCUCGGCAUUCCCUGGAUGGUUCUUCUCGCAUGAUGGAUUUGAAUGAAAGCGAAACUCAUCCAGAUAUGUCGCGUCGUUUCUAUGAGCUAGGGGCAGAGAAUCUGGGUGGCGAGGGUUCUUCCAGGAGAAAACCUGAUCAUGGCGGUGGACAGGGGAGGUCUGGCUACCGCCCUAUGAUUGAUUUAGAGAGACCGGCAACAUCGGAAGAUGACGAUGAUGUGGAGAUUAUUUCUUCUGCCCGGUUCAGUGACUACACCAACCGCAAAGGUUCAACUGGAUCUAGUGAUACCCCAGACAGUCAUUCACCUGUCAAAGAAAAGAUUACUGCAUCUGGAGGCAUGCUUAUUGACCUGAAUGUUGCUCAAGAAAAUGAUUUCAGUGGUUUCGCUGAUCCUUCGAAAGUGUUCUGUUCUCUUUUGUCUAGUUCAAGUACAAUACAGUCUGGCGAAUGCUGCGGUAACUCCAGCAAAGCAUUCCACAUGGCAGGCGAAUCUAGCGUUGGAUCAUCAAAAGGGUCCUCGAUCACAGUUGUAACAUCCAUCUCUGCUCCAGAUAGCGCCAGGAAAGUGAUAGCUGCAGGAUUUUGUGACCCUCAGAGCAGUUCUCAGCCUUUCCAUGUUGACGCUUCUAAACAUGUCACGCAUUUCAGAGGAAAUAUCCAGCAUCACCAUACACUACACGACGUUUCGGGAUUGAGUUCUCAGGGUAACAUGGGAUUUCCUCGUGAAGCAUUCUCAGUUGGGUCAGGUGGUAGAAAUGCUUCUUCUGUUGAAAAUAGGGAUAACCAAAGGGGUUUUGACUUAAAUGGUGAAAUGGAGGGUUUUGACUUAAAUGUGUCAGUUGGAAGCAUCGAGUUGCCAUCAACGAUAGCCAGCAGUUUGAGUGAGAAUCAUUUGAAUGGUGAUGGUAGUGAAAAACUUGCAUCCAGCCUUUACUUCACUGAAAAUGAGGGCCAGCGAAACGUUUCUUCCGUUGAAAGUCCAACUAUCAGAGAUUGUCGCGAGGCUGAUAGUAUCGAUGGCAACAGUGUACGGUCACCAGAAUCUGGAAUUGCAACUAACAGACAAAUUUCGAUUCCAGAAACUCCUCAAGGCCGUGACUAUGCUUGUCCAAGAUUGAGACCGUCGAGCAACACAGCACCAACUAAUCUGGAUACUACCAGCAUGCACCAACCAGGUACAGAAGAAGAUGAAAAAAUCGCAGCCACGGCAGCCGAGACGCUUGUUUCCAUAUUCACGGAUAACUCUGCAUGGAUCACAGACAGCCGCUGCAGCAACAACAAGACAGAUGACCGGGAAGCAAGCGACGAACCUCAGGUUUCACUGGAUUCUUUCGAGGAAGGUGUGAUGAACCUGGAGCAGAUGAGAGACGACGCUGACUCGAUCCCCGUGAGAGCACCGGACAAGGACGGGCCGUCCUGUGGGAUUAAGCUGAAGAGAGGAAGAGGAAUGAGAGACUUCCAGAGGGAGAUACUGCCCGGGCUCGUCUCCCUGGCCAGGCACGAGAUAUGCGACGAUUUGCAUGCUAUAGGGUACGAGCUCAGGAAGACUCGGAGGAGAAACCCUGGGGACAAGUAUGCCCCGUCGACCCGAUCACGACUACCUAGACGCUGUUCUAAUGCAUGGAAUUAAAUGAGAAUUUUUCAUGUCGACGCACCAGUACUCUGGGUCGUAUCUCACAAGCGCCGAGAAACAGAAGGUUUAGGUGAGUUCAAAGGACAAUUGUAAGUUUCUAACCAGCUCUGUGAAUAUUGCUGCGUAUGAAGCUCUAGCGGAAGACCCCGGUGUGUCGCUGCUAGCCAUCAUUCGGUCGGAGAAGGAUUAUUUUUUUGGCUAAAAAUCUACAGGCUUCGCGACGACGCUGAGAAGUGCUAGAUUGUGCCUUUGGUAGACGCAGAUUUAUAUUUAGCAAGUGAUGGUAAACCUGAAACUUUUCUUUUUGUAACCUGGAACCUUUGGAUGGAUUGAUGCUCCAUAGAACAAGGCUCCCUGUGUGUACAUCGUUUACUGUAUCUGUUAGGAUAAUUGCUGAGCUGCCAUAUGAGGAAUUGUGGUCCAAAUAUUUGCCCUGUGGGAAAAAGCAUCGAAGUGGAACAUAUUUGUCAA
This is a messenger RNA of Lolium perenne, 2652 nucleotides long. RefSeq lists its product as uncharacterized. The record is from RefSeq and is a predicted model, not a curated record. NCBI's taxonomy places the organism in Eukaryota, Viridiplantae, Streptophyta, Magnoliopsida, Poales, Poaceae.